UUGAUGGAGCCAGUUGACACACAGGAUGGAACCAAGUCCACGGACUCUGAUUGGGACAUACGAAAUCCGUUUCGCAAAUUUGAUUUCGCCUCCUAUCUGAAGGAGGAAUUAGUACAGUCUGUUCGACAGAGGCAGGAGAAAUCUGGCACCGACAACUGUGGUCCGUUCACCAAUCGUGUAUAUACUUUCGUCACUGUUCCACAAUAUUUUGAAUCGUUUAUGAGCUACGGUCUGCUCCAGUGUCUGGACCAUUUGCUCGUGAUUUACACAUUCCUGCCGAUCCGUUGCUUCCUAACGGGUAUUCGUCUCCUAUCACAUCUGGUCAGUUCGUUAUUUCGGUGCGUUUGUCAAGUCUUCUAUGGCUACAUUCCAAUCAGACUCAAACGUAUACACACACCGAAUCGACUGUUCAGCUACGAGCUUCGUGACGUUGUUCGACUUUCUAUCAUCAUUAUAUGCACCACGUUAUUGGUCAAUGUGGACAGUUCAGUCGCUUAUCACGAAAUCCGAACUCAAUCGGUCAUCAAAAUCUAUUUGUUUUUCAACCUACUCGAGGUCGCUGAUCGCUUGCUAUCUGCAGUCUGCCUGGAUGCUUUAGAUGACCUACUCUACACGGUCAGCAAACCUCGGCGACGGCCAACAAAGAAUGGUGAUGGCACUGACGCCAGGGAAGGCAAUGCAGGGUAUAAUAUGAGCUGGGUGCGAGAUUUGGUGUUCCAGUACUGCUUUGCCCUGGUCUGUAUAUUCGCCCAUUGCUUCCUGCUGUUGUGCCAGGUCACCACGUUGAACGUUGCGUUUAACUCUCAGAAUAAGUCUCUCGUGACCGUGUUUAUCUCGAACAACUUUGUAGAGCUGAAAAGUAACGUAUUUCGCAAAAUGGGCAAAACCAACUUGUUUCAAAUCGCUUGUGCAGAUGUCCGUGAACGAUUUCACUACGGCGUCUGGUUGUUUAUCAUCGUUUGCCGUAAUAUGAACGACACUGGUUGGAAUCUAGAUGACCUUUGGUCCAUGUUGUUCGACGUCGCUUGUAUAUUCCUUGCCGAGGUUGCUGUCGACUGGAUCAAACACUCGUUUAUCACAAAGUUCAAUGUAAUCCCUUCGGAUGUUUACAAGGAGUACACGGUGAGCAUCGCUUAUGAUCUGCUGCUGUGUCGUCAAGGCAAGAAUACAGCCGACUACUUUGACCUGUUAUCGCGUCGCAUGGGUCUUACACCGAUCCCCUUGAGUUGUUUGAUCAACGUGAUGCUAAUCCAAACUGUUCGAAAUCCGGGAUUCCUUUGGCUCAGUUUGCCCGUUGUAUUCUGCAUGCUUUGUGCUGUCAAAGUUGUGGUCAAUAUAACCCUACUCUCAUUCGCUUACGCUCACGUUAAAGCGUAUAUCAAAGCCGUGAGUGCAGCUCAUUCAGGAGUAGUGCAAGACACAAGUGUCACCUCAACAACGAAAGAUGACAUUUCUUUUUCGAGCAACCUGAAAGAACAACUAUUCUCCGACAAACAGAGUGGUGAACCUGUUGCAAAUGGGACAAUGUCACAGCGGGGGCCGAGAGACCAAUUGAUCCCCGUUCGGUAUACGGGAUAUGAUCAGCCAGCCGGAGAGGAUGAAAACUUCCUGCCAAUGUUACUACGCCAUCGUCGAGUGCGUAGCGAAUCCGGGCGUUGCCCAACACCUGAACCACCGUCACCCCCAUCUGGACGGGGAGAUAUAAUAGUUGGAUCUACCACACUUUGGCAAUCCCCGUAUGGUGAGGCAGUCUCUGAGAAUGGAACGGAAGUACAGCAAGCAAGGUUUGCUUCACCUCUUACUGGCUCAGGUGAUACUAUGGGCACUUCGCAAGUUUUAGCGCGUGAGGUAUUUACGGGGCUAGGAGGUAUCGUGCCCAAUAUUGGACUGGCCAGUUCUUGUUCAAGUCCUAUUUUACCGGCGAAAAAUUCACCUGCUGCAGUUUCUACGCAAGAUGUCAAGUCAUCAGCAAAAUAUUCCAACCGCGCCAACGCGCUUGCAAGCAGCGCAUUGACAAGCCUCCUUACACCCUUAUUCGGUGGGAUUGCUGACAAAGAACAAGUCAACUUCUCUCCGCCGGCAUUUAACUUUCCCGCCACACUCGACGAUACAAACAUAGAAGUGAUAACAUCGGGUACUCCUAACGUUCACCGAAAUCUCCCGGAUGAACCCCUAUGUAACCCUGUAGGUAGCUCCCAACCGAACCUGCUUAGCGAAAGGCAACGUUCUUAUAGUAUUGACUUGGGCGUUCUGAGCGGCUUCACCCGGCUACGCGAUACGCAGCCGCAUGAUAGCCAACAAAUCAAUGUGGCCGUCGUCGUCGACACCAGGAACGUCACAACUCCGCUGUCGUCCGAGCGAGGCGUCACAGUGGAAAAGGGAUCACAGACCGAGCCGAUACGGAGACCUCGAAUGCGUACUUGGACUGAAAGUUCCGACACUAGGAUUCACAAGCUCUCACGCGAUAACAUAUUGCCUGUCAUGUGGGAACAAAGUAGUCGGAAUAGUAUUGUUGUACAGCAACUGAGCUCAGGACGUGUAUGUGUGAAACAACCAUUGUCCGAUGUUGACCGUUACUCCAUGGUUGAAGGACAUAUCAGUUAAUCUGUGUGAUAAAAUGUUUUUUCUCUCUCCUGAGUUCAGUCGAAAGAGUACAGUUGCUGUAUAUCAUGAUUCUGUCUACUGCUCG
Molecule: messenger RNA, 2689 nt
Organism: Opisthorchis viverrini
Lineage: Eukaryota; Metazoa; Platyhelminthes; Trematoda; Opisthorchiida; Opisthorchiidae
Exons: 12
Coding region: 4-2604 (866 amino acids)
Biological process (GO): maintenance of protein localization in endoplasmic reticulum; positive regulation of cilium assembly
Cellular component (GO): endoplasmic reticulum membrane; ciliary basal body
Source: RefSeq, a predicted model, not a curated record